Messenger RNA from Theobroma umbraticum, 2136 nucleotides. Its product is annotated as transcription repressor KAN1-like. Gene Ontology annotation, biological process: abaxial cell fate specification; regulation of DNA-templated transcription. Gene Ontology annotation, molecular function: transcription cis-regulatory region binding. The record is from RefSeq and is a predicted model, not a curated record. Lineage: Eukaryota; Viridiplantae; Streptophyta; Magnoliopsida; Malvales; Malvaceae. Gene Ontology annotation, cellular component: nucleus.
UAUACUCUCGAGGUAGAAGGAAAAACGCAGUCUCAAAGUCUAUCUUUCUCUUCCCUUCCCAAAUUCCCAAUCCUUUACAUAUUAUUCUAUUAUCAUUGCAACACCACACAUCUCUCCCUCUCUCUCUCUCUCCCAGGAUGUCUGUUCUUUGAACUUGAAGAGUAGAAAAAGCAUCUCUUUUUUCAUUUAGCCCUCUUUACAGCACUUUUCUUCUCUUUUUUCCCUCCCUUUGCCCACUUUUUCUCAGCUUACUAAAGGGUUUUCUGUCCUAGCCGCUCAUCUGCACCAGAAAAUCUGUGUUUUUCUCGACUUAGAUUCUCUGUUUAUUUGAGAGCGUUUCGUUCAGUUGGUUGUGAACCAGGGGCAGGCACAUCUUGGAAACCCUUUUCUUGAGAAUAAAAAUGUCCCAUAAAGGGGGUUUCAGCAAACAGUCUUUGAAUCGGAUUCCUGAUCUUUCACUGCACAUUAGCCCGCCAAACAGUGCUCCUUCCUCAAUUUGCACUGACACUAACGAAGGGGAUUCUUCCUUUGAUAUUUGGCGCAAAGACGAUGGCCUCAAAUCACACAGUGAUAGUUCCAUAAAAGCCGGCUCGCAAGCGGACACCGAGCUUUCUUUAGCAAAUCCUGCAAGCAGUGCCUUAGAGGCUGAGAGCCCUUGGCAAAGAAACUUUGCGGGGGGAGUCACCGAUGAUGAUCAAAUAAGGCAUAGAAACCUUCUCAAGUGUGGUAAUACUAACAGUGGCCAACCAAGUAAUAUAAACCAUGGAAUUUCGUUACUUGAUGUUUCAGGACUGAAGCCCAUCAAGGGAAUUCCAGUAUACAAUAAUUCCUUGUCGUUCCCGUUUUCGAGCUCCGAUAGUUUCGUAGAUAUGGAUCCUAAUAAGUUGCGCUUUUAUCAUCAGUCUUGCCCUUCUUAUAAUUGCUCUUCCUCAACUUCUGCUGUGUUGCACUCACCCGAUGCUUAUAGAAUAGGCAGUGCGCCUAGGUUUAAUGGGAUUUCAAUGGAAACGCUAAGGCCCCAGUUUCAUCAUCAGUACUCCCAAUAUGGAGCUGCAGACUUGUGUAAUGGCAUGAUUAGAUCGAGAUUUAUGCCUAAACUACAAAGCAAGAGGACUAUGAGGGCACCGAGAAUGCGCUGGACCAGCUCUCUUCAUGCUCGCUUUGUUCAUGCUGUUGAGCUUCUCGGUGGUCAUGAAAGAGCUACUCCCAAAUCAGUUUUAGAGCUAAUGGAUGUCAAAGAUCUAACCCUUGCUCAUGUCAAAAGCCAUUUACAGAUGUAUAGAACUGUUAAGAGCACUGACAAACCUGCAGCUUCCUCAGAUGGAUCUGGGGAAGAUGAUUAUUUGCCUGCCAGAAAUACAAUCAGUCAGAUUGCAAACUGUUCACUCAACCAGCGAUCAUCGGCAAGUCCAAAUUUAUCCAUACAACAGGACAAUGGCCACAGUCCCACUAAUCUUUGGAGUAACUCUUCUAGUAGAGGAGUUUGGCUGUCGAGUUCAAGGAAUCCAGAUGGGUUUAGACCGGAUGCUCCAUCAUCUCAACCUGGAAACCAGUUUGAGGAAAGCAGUUUUGCUAAACAAAAAAUCCUUACGGAGUCAAGCCUAGAGCUCCAUAAUCCAAGCUUGGACUUCAGCUUAGGAAGACCAGACUGGCAGAGUAAAGAACGUGACUCAUGAAUAAAAGCUUAAUGGAUAAGCAAAUUAAGAGAGGGAGAAGAGUUUCAUGAAAGGGGGGGGAAUAUAAUAUUUUAAGGAAAGAGCUAGGUAUAUAGAGAGAGAGAGAUGGAGGUCUUAAGACAUCUUUCUCAUGAAAGUUUCAAGCACGUCUGUAUAUUCUUUUUAUUUUGAGGGGUAGCUAAAGUAGCUGAUCUUGUUCUUGGUGAGGUGAUGUUAGUCAUUAGAUGCAUGCCAUGAAAGAAGCAAAAAAGCAGAAGAAAAGAAAGGAAUCAGUUUUAAUGGUGCAUUACAAUAUUUCUUAUAUUCUCCCUUUUUUAUUUUUGCUUUAUAUAUGUUUUUCAGCUAUCAAAGAUCCUUUUCCGUUGUCUCUUCAGGCUUUAGUGGGGUCAUUCGAGUGAUUAGGGUGUGAAAGCUUGACUUUAAUAUCUCUUUAUGUCAUUUAUUCAUUUAUGAUUUGAAA